AUGGAUUCUGCAAUGGCUGCGCUGGAGAAACACUUUGUGCCUAAAGUCAACGUCGUAGCAUGCAGACACACGUUCAGACAACGUGUUCAGCGCUCGGACGAGACAGCAAUACAGUACGUAGCCGCGCUAAGGGACCUGGCUGCGUCAUGUGCAUUUGAAACUACAACUACUGAACAAGACAGUACUGUGCCAGCAACUUUCUACAUUGUGGAAGCCGGAUCUCCCCUGCUGGGCUUGGAUUUGAUUAAAGCCCUGGGGGUCAGCAUCAUUGACGGCAAAGUGAUCCUCAACACGGACUGUGCAAACACGCCACCUGCUGGGGAGCCUGAAGGUGCAGUGCACAACAUUGACUCUACUCCAGUUCAAACACUCGGGUGUGUCAAAGGAUUUAUUCAUAAAGUACAAGUCAACAAUGCAGUGCGUCCAGUGCGCCAAAAACUACGACGUCUGCCGCUCAGUAUACGCAAAGAGGUCUCUACAGAACUUACCCGACUACUUCAAGCAGGCAUCAUUGAAAGAAUUGAUGCAUCUGAAUGGGUGAGUCCCCUUGUGGCGGGAAGAAAACGGCAAGGGGCUCUGCGCCUAUGUGUCGACUUGCGUGAACCAAAUAAAAGUGUCGUCAUGGACUGCUACCCGCUUCCUCACAUGGAGGACCUGUUCGCUGAACUGUCUGGUGCUACAUACUACAGCCAGAUCGAUUUAAGCUCAGCCUACCACCAGUUGCCUCUACACCCAGAGAGCCGCAAACUGACUGCCUUUAUAACCCAUGACGGCUUAUUCCAGUUCACUCGAGUCCCCUUUGGCCUUGCUUCCGCUCCAUCUGCAUUCCAAAAAAUUAUGGAGACAAUACUGAAGGACUUACCGGGUGUACAGAACUACCUGGACAACAUCAUUAUCUAUGGAGCUUCAAGAGAGGAACACGAUCUGCGCCUACAAGCAGUCCUCAACCGCCUAAGUGAGGCCAGCCUACAGAUCAACUUUGGGAAGAGCGCCUUCGCAAAAACACAGAUUACAUUCCUGGGCCAUGUCAUUUCCAAAGAAGGCUUGCGCCCGAGCACAGACCACCUUACUGCUAUCGCUGAAGCACCUGCACCAAGAGACAUGCCAGCGCUGCGCUCAUUCUUAGGUCUGACUUCAUGGUUUAGCAAGUUUGUCCCUAACUAUGCUACACUUGUUGAACCCCUGCGACUACUGCUCAAGACUAGCCCGCAGGCUAAACUACACUGGGACAAUGUUGCGAAUGAAUGCUUCACAAAGCUGAAACGGCUACUACUGGACAGUCCUGCUCUUGCCAUGUUCAAUCCAAAACUGUCAGCUGUCAUCACAACAGAUGCUUCUGACUAUGGCUUAGGAGCUGUCCUGACGCAGAUUCACUCAGACAAUACAGAGCGCAUCGUGGCUUUUGCUUCACGCACACUGACGCCUGCUGAGAGGAAGUACUCCACUACGGAAAAGGAGGCCCUCGCAUGCGUGUGGGCUGUCGAGAGAUGGAGGACAUACGUCUGCGGACGCAGAUUCACACUCCGCACAGAUCAUCAGGCCCUGACUACGCUCCUCAACACCAAAGUAUGCCAGUCCUGUGACAAGACUGCCAAAGUGUCACCUGCUCCGCUACAACCUGUAGAGUUUCCUGAAGGCCCCUUCCAGCAUGUGGCUGUGGACAUAGUCGGUCCUUUCGAACGUGGACCUCAGGACUGUAGGUUCAACAGAGUGCUCAAAGACUGUAUCCAGGGAGCACAGGCUGUGCAAAAGCCAUGGAAGCCAACAGUAACUGCCAUGCUCCAAAGCUACAGAGCCACACCCCAUGCUACAACGAACGAGUCUCCAUUCCUGCUGCUCAGAGGACGACCUAUGAGAACCAAGCUCCACAUUCUGCCACAACGUGAUGACACCGGACGUUACGACAAAGUGAGAUCCAGAGUCGCUCUGCAGCAAGCCAAAAAGUACCCUGCGCAUCACCGCGGGGAAGACAGGAAACAGGAGCAGACCUACGGGAAACCAAACACGCGGCUCGCACGUUACAUGAGGUCAGGAAGGGGGUGUCGGCUUAUGCUAAGCAAGAGAGGGUAA
Knipowitschia caucasica is the source of this 2070-nucleotide messenger RNA. The record is from the annotation of a GenBank genome assembly. NCBI's taxonomy places the organism in Eukaryota, Metazoa, Chordata, Actinopteri, Gobiiformes, Gobiidae.